This is a messenger RNA of Armigeres subalbatus, 561 nucleotides long. RefSeq names its product gastrula zinc finger protein XlCGF71.1-like. The record is from RefSeq and is a predicted model, not a curated record. Gene Ontology annotation, cellular component: nucleoplasm. Bases 1 to 561 code for a protein of 186 amino acids. The transcript is spliced from 3 exons. Gene Ontology annotation, molecular function: RNA polymerase II cis-regulatory region sequence-specific DNA binding; DNA-binding transcription repressor activity, RNA polymerase II-specific. Gene Ontology annotation, biological process: regulation of transcription by RNA polymerase II. Lineage: Eukaryota; Metazoa; Arthropoda; Insecta; Diptera; Culicidae.
AUGUGUCCCAUUUGUGGAAAGUUCUUCACGGUGUUACGCGAGCAUAUUCGAAAUCACAAUAACGAUCGCAAGUAUCAGUGCUCGUACUGUGCGAAAACGUUCAUUGGAAGGAGCAAUUUUUUCACCCACGUAAACAUCCACACACGGACCAAGUGGUACAAAUGUAAACUCUGCGACAAGCAGUACAUCUAUGUGAAAAGCUUGAAACAGCACAUGGCUAUCCACACCGGGGAACGGAAGUACGUCUGUACGAUAUGCAACAAAUCGUACCGUCAAAUGACAUCGCUGGCCCGCCACAAGCGAAACCACUUCGAGGAACCGCAGAUCAAAUGUUCUGAGUGUGAUCACUUGUUCUACACCAAUGGUGAGCUGAACAAGCAUUUUAAGAAACAUUUACCGGAUAGGCCGUUUGCUUGCGAAAUUUGCGGCCGUGCUUUCUAUCGGAAGUGCAACCUGCGAACGCAUAUGAAGAUACACCUACCGAAGACAAAAAGUGGACCAAAAGCGGACAAAAAGUCACCUGAUGGUGCGGUCAGCGAUGAAGAGGAUUACGAUACAUAA